AUGAAACCAAAGACAGGUGAAAAGAAGGAAGAAAAGAAAGAAAUGGCCUCGAAAGACGCAAAGGUAGAAACUCAAACUCAAAAAAAAUCAUCCAAACCUAAAUCUAACAGCUUUGUUAUCUACAUCCACCGCCUUUUAAAGCAGGUUCAUCCUGAUAUAAGUAUUUCAAAAAAAUCGAUGAAUAUAAUGAGUUCCUUUGUAGAAGACCUAUUUGAAAGACUCUCCACAGAGUCUGCAAAUAUUUCUAAAUACACUGGCAAAAAGACUAUAACCAGUCGUGAAGUUCUCACAGGCAUCAAGCUCUUGCUGCCAGGCGAGCUAGGAAGUCAUGCCCAAAAAGAAGCUGAGAAAGCUCUAACUCCUCAAUUUAAUUGCAAAAUUAAUGUCCACUUUUUAUCUACAUAUUUUUCCUUAAAUCCCCAAUUUUAAUUUUUAAAUUUAUGUUUAGAAUGCAAGCUAUUUAAAAUAAAAUAGAUCUAGCAAGUAUUUCAUUAUUCUAAUUAUCAUUAUAUAUCAAAAUACUUAUUCUACAAAUUUUUAUAUAAAAAGAUUUUUCUUACUCCUCCCCUCCGUGAGUGAACAAAACCAUUGGAAAAAUCGCUAUUUUUUGCCCAAAAACCCACACCGUGAGUGAACAAAAAUUUUUUUUAAUUGAAAAAAUUUUUUAUGAAAAAAAAAUUGAUAUAUAAGUGAUAAUUAGUAUAAUGAAAUCUCGAGCUAAUUCUGUUUAAUUUUAAACAAGUUGCUUUUUAAAACAUAAAUUUAAUAAAUUAAAUUAAUAUUUGCUUCCCAAUUUUUGCGAAUUAGGAUUUUUUAAAAUUUCCCAAAAAAAAAUUAACCCCUCCGUGAGUGAACAAAUUUUUUUUUGUUCAUUUACGGAGAGGGGGGAGUUAGCUAAUUGUGGGUGAUUUUCACCACAAAAAAUAGAGAUUUUUCCAAUGUUUUUUUUUUUCGCUCACGGAGGAGGAAUUAUUAAAUGGGGAGUAAGCAAGUAUGAGAGCAGCGAAUAA
This is a messenger RNA of Blepharisma stoltei, 1010 nucleotides long. The record is from the annotation of a GenBank genome assembly. NCBI's taxonomy places the organism in Eukaryota, Ciliophora, Heterotrichea, Heterotrichida, Blepharismidae.